This is a messenger RNA of Salpingoeca rosetta, 616 nucleotides long. RefSeq lists its product as uncharacterized. Gene Ontology annotation, biological process: acetyl-CoA metabolic process. The record is from RefSeq and is a predicted model, not a curated record. Lineage: Eukaryota; Choanoflagellata; Craspedida; Salpingoecidae. Gene Ontology annotation, molecular function: hydroxymethylglutaryl-CoA synthase activity. The coding region runs from base 203 to 616 and encodes 137 amino acids. The transcript has 2 exons.
CAUGAUUAACGUGAUCACGCCACCUUCGAGGGCUUGGUUAGUUGUUGUUUUGAAGGUGCACCAUCAACCACCACCACCACCACCAUCCAUUGGUGACAUUUUCUCGAUGCCUUCGCCCUUGCCUGAUCUUCAGCAUCUCUGAACGUCCACCUCGGCAGAUCAACCAACCCCUGCUUGUCUCUCGCUCCCCUUGACGCCAAAGAUGAACACCAGCAAGACCAACAACUUUGCCACCCACGUCCCAUCGUGGCUCGGCGGCCGCCCGCAGGAUGUGGGCAUCGUCGCCAUGGACGUCUACUUCCCUUCCAUGUAUGUCUCCCAGCAAGACCUUGAGGCCUACGACGGCGUCUCCCAAGGUAAUGAGUACACGCGGUUUGACUUUUCGCCCGAGUCUCGCGACACGAACCUGUUUCCCGGCACGUUCUUCCUGGAUCGUGUCGACAGCCUGGAACGGCGCUACUACGCACAGAAGCGCGCAAUGCACACGUGCGCUGCUGCCGUCGCUGCUGUGCCCCGUGCCCUCCCCACCACCGCCUGUGCACAGCGCACGGUGUAUCCUGCUGCACGCACGCUCAUGUCGCUCACCACGCUUGGCCGCCGUCUCCUCCGCAGAUGA